Molecule: messenger RNA, 7630 nt
Organism: Clunio marinus
Lineage: Eukaryota; Metazoa; Arthropoda; Insecta; Diptera; Chironomidae
Source: the annotation of a GenBank genome assembly
AACGGUCAAAAUUGAAAGCAAACAGAAAGUAAAGAAAAAAUUCUUUAAUUAUUUUAAACAGUGCUUAAAUAUGUUAUAUUUUAACUAAAGUCGUGCAUGAGUAUUAAAACAUAUCAAAAUGAAUGAAAGUUCUUCAAUAAGCGCAAGAACAACUCGUUUAAAUUCGUUGAUCCUUGGGCGACCUGAAGCUUUACCAAAGGAACAGAAGGAAAUUUGUGCAGGAAUUAAUCGAGAUGGGCUUUUAGAUGCUCUUUUCUUACUUCAUCAAGAAUGUAGUAAAGAUUCUGUCAAAAAGAAGAAUAAAAACAUUCAGAAUUUUGCAAGCAAAUAUCGUCCAAUUAUUCGUGAAACCAAACAAUUGCGUGUCAAUGUUGAGGAUUUUGUUGUUAAAACUUUGAUUGGGAGUGGUUACUUCGGUGAAGUUCACUUGGUCACUGAUAAAUGCUCGCACGAUGUAUACGCAAUGAAGACAAUCAACAAAAAAUCUAUAGUUGGCAACUGUCAAGUAAGAGAAGAACGCGAUAUUAUGGUCUUGGGACGUAAAUGCGAAUGGAUCACUCGACUUCAAUAUGCGUUUCAAGAUCGAGAAAAUUUGUACUUAGUGAUGGAAUAUUUACCUGGCGGUGACUUACUUGGCCUUAUGAUUCGUUUUGGAGCGUUUGAUGAGGAGUUGGCGAGAUUUUAUCUUGCUGAAAUUGCGUUGGCAUUAAAUGCGCUUCAUUCAAUGGGAUUCGUUCAUCGAGAUGUCAAACCAGAAAACAUUCUUCUCGAUCGUUUUGGACAUUUGAAGUUGGCUGAUUUUGGAUCUGCUGUUGCACUUAAUGAAGAUGGAAGCUUUAUGAGUCUUUCGCCAGCUGGGACGCCUGAUUAUAUCGCACCGGAACUUCUUUCAGCUCUUUCGACAAAAGAAAGUCAGAAAGAUCAAAAGCUUGAUGCGUCGUGCGACUUUUGGUCAAUGGGAAUAAUUGGCUUCGAAAUGGUGACAGAAAAGACUCCUUUUCACAAUGAGAAUGUUUACGACACAUAUUCAGAGAUACAAAAUUAUUCAGAAGAUAAACGAUCAAUGAAAUCAUUGGAAUUUCCAUCUGAAAUGAAAGUGUCAAGAAACUUUAAAGAUUUCUUGAAUAGUUUGGUGACGAAGGCAAGUCGACGAUUGACAUUCGAUGAGAUUGAAGAUCAUCCGUUCUUUAGUGGAAUUGAAUGGCAUAAUCUUCGUGAUCAAGCACCGCCGAUAAUUCCAACAUUGUCUGGCGAAGAAGACACUUCAAACUUUGAUGAUGUGGAUGUGUCGAUAAAGCGAUCGCCAGUCAAGAAGAAAAUAACUUUUGCACCACAAAAUCCCAAUGAAUUUUCAGGCGAUGAUUUUCCAUUCUUAGGCUUCACUUACAUUUACGAAGAAUCAUCAAAAUUCUUAAAAUCUUCUUCAAAAACAUCUGAGUCGAGAUUGGAAUCGAAAAUCGCUGGGAAAAUUGACAAUCUUCAAGAUACGAUCAAAGAACAAAUGCGAGAAAUUAAAGAAUUGCAGAAGGAACUUCUUUCAGCUGAACGUAAAGCAACUCAAAUGAUCUCACUUGAGAAAAUGUACGAAGAAAGUAAGGAAGAUGUCGAGAAACUUAACAAGAAAUUGAAGGAAAAAGUUGGCGAAGUUGCAACAAUGAAAACUGAAAUGAAAAUGCUUAAAAAUGAACUUGAUGGUUUAAAGAAGAAAUUGAAGAUUGAAGAAGAAAAUCAAUUGAAACAUGAUACAAAAAUUGCUGACGUUUUGAGUCAAACAUACAAGAAAUGGGAAAAAGCAAAGAAAAUCUCUGACAACAACUACGAAAAGCAGUUGAAGGAAGCGAAAGGUGAAGUGAGUAAUCUCAUGGAUCGCAUCAAAACUGGCAACGAUGAACUUUCAGAAAAGAUUGAAGAAUGUCAGCAUUUAAAUAAAGUUUUAGAACAAUACAAGGAAAUGCUUGAAACAGCAAAAUCGCAACAUUCGAAAGACAAAAAUGAAUGCGAAAAUCUUCGCAAACAAAUUUCAUCGGAUGUUGAUAUGAAAAUUCAAGAAAUGAAAAGAAAACUUAAAGAUGAGAAAGACGAAAGAAUUAAAAGUGAAGAAUCUCAAUUGAAGUUGAGAAAAGAACUCAGUGAAGCUGUUAAAACUAGCAGCGAGUUGAAGGAAUCAAAGGAAGCAACAAAAAUGGAAAUUUCAGCAAUUCGCAAACAACUCAACGAGAAAAUUGACGAAAUUAAUCGAUUGAUGAAAUGCAAGAAGGAACUUGACCAACAAGUUGAACAAUCAAAUCGUAAAAAUGACGAACUUCGUAAAGAAAUGUUGAAGAUUCAAGAAGACAACAUAAAGAAGCAAUUGAGACUGUCAAAGAUCGUUUCGCAGCCAAUUCAAGUUGGUGGUUGUCGUUCUAGUAACGAAGGCGAGUUCAAAAGUGCUCAUGGGAGUCUCACUGAACUUAACAUUGCUGUCGAUACUGAAGACUUAAAGAAUGAUUUAGUUCGUGCAAGAGAAAGUGAAGACAUUCAAAGAAAGCGAGCUGAUAAUCUUGAAGAAGUUGUGCAACGACUUGAAGAGAUGAUCAAGAAAGUCAACAAGACAAAUGAGAACACUGCCGGUGGUUUACUUGAACGUCAAAAUGAAAAGUUAGAAGAUCAACUUGCGACAAUUCGUGAACAAUCAAUUCUUGAUCGACAAUCGGCACGAACUGCUAAUCUUCAAUUAUGGAAGUUGGAGAAGGAAGUCAGCGACAUUAAACAUGAAAAAUCGAUUUUAUCUCGACGAAUUGAAACAGCAAAUGAAAAAUGUUCGUCAGCAAUUCAUGAGAAGGAAAGCAUCGAGUUGAAAAUGAAGCAACAACUUGAGACAAUCAACUCGAAGGAAACACAAAUUAUCGAUCUUCAAAAGGACAUCAGACAUUUGAAGUUUGAAUUGAAACAAGAACGUGAGAAGUGGACGAGCAAUGAACGAGAUCGGCUGCGUGAGAAAACUGAGAUCAUUGAAGGCAACAGUCGAAUUAAAAAUCUUGAAGAAAAGUUGCGAGAAGCGAAUAACAAAGUUCGAUUACUUGAGUUGAAAGUGUCAGCUUUAAGUGACGAGAAGGAAAUUCUUCAACGUCGAUUGAAUGAGGAAAGAAAUCUUCACCAAGCAGCAGAUGAAAAUGUCAAAGAACUUCAAAAAGAACUCAAAACGAUUCAAGCAAACCACAAAAUUCUUCUUGAAGCCGCACAAACAACUGAAAAUCUUGCCGAUGCUUAUGAAGAGCGUUUCAAUGAUGAAGUUAAACGAAAUAAAGCAAACACUGAGAAGAUUGACGAUCUUUGGUCAAAAGUUCGUUCACGUGAUGAGACAAUUGCAAAGAUGAAACAUGAGUUGAGUCAAGAGAAGUCAUUAAAGAUGUCAGCUGAAGCUAAAGGUUGUCAACUUCAGAAUGAAUACGAUGAGAUGAAAGAAGAUUUGCAAGGAAUGCAAAAUCGAAUGCUUGAUCUUCAACAACAAUUAGUUAAGAAGCAAGAAUUCCUUUAUGAAGCUCAAGAAAACGUUGAAAUAACAAACGCUGACUUGCAGCAUUUACAAAAGAUGAAGAUGAAUUACGAAAGUGAAAUUCAAAUGUUGAAGGAAGAAACAUCGCGAAUCUUGACCGACUUUUAUCGAUCGAAGGAAGAAGUCAAGCGACUCACAAAGGAACUUAAAGAUGCAAGAACUGACAUUGAUGAGAUGGAUCAAGAGAAAGAUCAUCUGAAUAGUUUGUUAAGUGAGUUGAGAACUCAUUCAAAGGAACGUGACAUUAGAACUGAAGCGACAGUUUCACAACAAAAGAAACUCAUCGAAUAUCUCACACAACGUGUUGAAGAAUUGCAAAACAAAAAGAAGCGAACAAUUGCUGAAGUUUUGUUUGGUGCAAAUCCACCAAAUCAUCCACCAGUAACGCCAAGAAGCUCUCGUAAAGAAAAUGUUGCUCCAAACGCUCAAGACACGAUCAAAUUGAAGAAAAUUGAAGAUGAUUUGAAGAAGGAACGCGAACGUAAUCAAAGAUUGAAGGAAAAUUUAAUGCAAACUAAACUGGAAAUUCGUAAAAGUGCAAGCACGAAAUCGCCUGAAAGAGUAAAUCAUCAAAGUUAUCGUGAAUCAACAGUUGAAACAAAUGAUUUCGGAACAACACCAUCUCGAACAAUCACAGCAACAAUUCAUGCUGAGCCAGAAAAGAAAGUUGAGAACGAAUAUCGUCAAAGUGAUUCAUCACCGAAAGUUCAUCAUUUUGCAAUGACAAUUGAAACAGCAUCACCAGCACCAAAUGCUCCGCCGACUUUAUGCCUUGCAUGUGAAAGAAUUAUUUUAAUUGGACAACCUUACUGGCAAUGCAAGGAAUGUAAAUUGUCAGUUCAUAGGAAGUGUCGUGGCUUUGUUAAGUCGCAUUGUUUAUUAGGCGAUGGAAUUUCAGCCACAAGUUCAUCAUCAACAACAGACGCAACAUCAGAUACGACAGCAUCAAUUGUUGUACCCAUAAGACGGAACAGCAAGAAGCAUAAAAGUGUAACACUCGAUGAUGUCGAUGGAAUUAAACCUUUCUCUGACGAUGUUUCAUCAAUCGGAAGUGGAAGUGACUUAGCAUUGAACAGUUAUCAUGGUGAUCACAUUUUAAAUUCAUCACGCUUUGGAUUUGGUUGGGGAAUGGCAACAGCUCCAAGGAUUAAUGCUGCUUAUGCUUUAACAGAAAACAUUAUUUUGUUUGGUUGUUCCAAUGGAUUAUUUUCAUACCGACUCGAUGACAAUGAAAUUGUUCAAAUCAAAGGAAUAUCAAGCGUCAAUUAUUUUGCCAUCAAAUCAGAUUUGACUAAAUCAAUUAUGAUUGGCGAUAACGGUGACAAUCUCUAUGAAUGCGACAUUAGAAAUUUAAUGAACAAAAGUCGACAAUCAGGAAUGUUAGAAGCGAAACUUGAAAUUCAUCCACUUGACUUAUCAAUCGCUAAUCGUUGUGCUGAUGAAAAAUGGCAUAUGGUGGCAUUACAUGGAACAAGUGAACAUUUGAACGAUGCUAUCGCAAUAGCAGCAACAAACUCAAGAAUUGUAAUUCUUAAAUAUGAUGCAAAGAGUGGACGAUUCAAGCCGGUAAGAUCACUUGACACUGUCACUGCCAUCAACUCGAUAUUAUUCACACAACAUUCAGCAAUUGUUUCAUGCGAUAAGUUCUUUGAAAUUGAUUUGAAUUCGUUUGUUGCUGAAGAAUUCCUUGACAUGAGUGAUCAAAGUUUACGACCAACAAAAGUCACACAGCCGAUGAAUGUAUUCAGAAUUAAUUCUAAUGAGUUUCUCUUGUGCUUCCGUGAUUAUGGAGUGUUUGUCGAUGAAUAUGGCUUAAGAUCGCGACAAGAAAAUCUUGAAUGGCUGCAUUCGCCAAAAGAAUUCUUUUAUAAAAAUUAUUUGCUGUUUAUCAUUCACGAUGAAAUGAUUCAGAUUCUUAGAAUCAACAACAGCACUAAGAAACAUGAAAAAGAUUUACUCACUGACAAUAAUCAAUCGCGAACAUUUGUCAUGAUUGAUAAUGAGAAGAAGUUCACAUUUGGAUCGCAGGUCAAUGAUCAAAGUUAUUUGGUGAAUGUUUUGAGAAAUGUUGAUGGAGUUAAUGGAACAAUCACUCAAGAUCUCAUCACAAUUGAUGCUGAAAAAGCAUUCAAAAUUAACUUGAAUCGUUCAAUGUCAUCAAUCAUUAGCGACUCGAGCACAUCUCUUGCCACAAUGAGCUCGGUUGGAGCAACAAGCAACGACACUGUUAAUUAAACUAAAAAAUAUCUUAUAAAUUACUUAAUUAUUUUUUUCUUUUCUCUUUAUUGAUGUAUCUAAGUAUUUAGCGCUGAUAACUUAAACAAAGCCUUUUGAAAAUGGCAAAGUCUUUGGACUUUAAUUUCUGUCUUAAUCUAUUUUUUAUUUCUGUCUCAAUUUUACAAUUUAAUAAAAGUUUGUUUGACUAUAAUAAAGCAGAAAAGUUUAUUCAACUUAUAAUGUUGUCAUUCAAAACAUCUUCGCCUGCAAGAUAAGCAACUUUUUUGAGAAGAUUCUCAUCGAGUGUGAAACCUGAACAAAUUGUUUUUGCCAUGUCUUUGGAUUCAGGAAAGCCAAUUUCAGUGCAGAAUUGUAAACAUUGGACGGCCUUCUCUGGUUGUUUCUUGAGAAUGCAGACUUGAACAUAAUUUUGCAUCGAAGUGAUUUCAGCGUCUCCAAGAAUCUCAUCUUGACUUCCAAUGAUCUUGUCAAAGAUUUCUGUUGCCUUCUCGAAAUCUUCAAUUCUGCAAAUUAAUGUGAGAAUGUCUGACAAAAGUCUUGCUGUCCAGAUCAUCUGCUUCGUUCUCAUUUCAUUCUUUUCUUCGAUCUUCUUCCAAAUAUCAUAAGCAAUGUCACCGAAACUUUGAACAAGAUUUUCCUGUCGUGGAAGUGAAGGAUUUGGUUUGUUUUCGAUCAUGAUUUUUGUAAUCAUAUUGAGAAGAUUUUCUCUCGUUGUAUGAUCGAAGAGAAUCAUGUGCGACCAAAUCAAAGGAAUUGUUUCAAUUGAUCCUGAAACUUCAAUCGAUUUCAAGAUUUCUUCCAUCACUACUGGUUCAGGGAUGUAAACAUUGGGCACAAGAUAAUGAUAAGUGUCCAUGAAAAUCUCAAAUGGUUCAGUUGAUAACAACAGCAAAAAGAAGUUUCGAUAAUAAACCGAUUCCUUGUAUGAGUCGCCAAUUAAAUUGUAAUUGUCACCAUGAUGGAGUAAAGCGUCGACUCUCUUCGCAAGGUUCUUGUCAUGUAAAUGGUUACGACAAACAUCCAUAGCAGUAACGAAGAAAUGACAAUCUUUAAGGUCUUUGAUCUCGAAUUCUUUUCCUUCAAUUUCAUUCAUGAUGUCGAUGAGAACAUGCGACACUGGUCCACGUUCUCUGCAGAAGAUCUGAAGAAUGUAAUACCAGCUUGCCAAUGAAGGUUGAAUUCCAAUUCUCUUAAACUCUCCAAGGAUCUUCAAAGCAUUGUCUCUUGAUGUUCGUCCACCCAUUGUUGUUAUGCUGCUUAAACAAGAAUUUAAUGUGCCUUGAUUUGGAUUUAAAUUCGCACUCUUCAUUGUUAUUAAUAAUUCCCUCAUUAAAUCCCAACGUGCUUCAUAUCCUUCUCUUAAAAACGAGACAACACUGAGAAUAGAAUUGAAGGUUUCAACAUCAAGUGCAAUGUUGUUUGCGAGAGCUUCAUUGAAGAAUGCGUAAGCUUUUUCCGCUUGAUAAUAUUUACACAUUCCUCUGAUGAUUGUUGAAUAUGCUUUUGAAUCUUUCGGAUCGAUUUCACUGAAGAUUUGUUCAGCUAAAUCAUAAUCUUUCCAAGUUUUUCGUGGACGUUCAUUUAAUUUUGCACUCAUACGGAACCAACGCUCUUCAACCAAAUCUUCAUCCAGUUGUUCCUCGUUGUUGAAGAAACAAAUUAAUUCAAAGAAAGAUUGCAUUACUUCAGCUGGAAUCUCUAUUUUAUUUUUCUGCAAGAGUUGAUAGACGAGAGCAGCAUCCGUGACAUCAGCAGCUGCAAUGAGACUUUCGAGAUCUUUAACUUCCACUUCACUUUCUUCCGUGUAAAUUUUUGUUGGUACAAAUGCUUCAAUCGGUGGAUCCAUUUCUGUGUGCU